This is a messenger RNA of Scheffersomyces coipomensis, 1497 nucleotides long. RefSeq lists its product as uncharacterized. The coding region runs from base 1 to 1497 and encodes 498 amino acids. The record is from RefSeq and is a predicted model, not a curated record. Gene Ontology annotation, cellular component: perinuclear endoplasmic reticulum; cortical endoplasmic reticulum; endoplasmic reticulum membrane. NCBI's taxonomy places the organism in Eukaryota, Fungi, Ascomycota, Pichiomycetes, Serinales, Debaryomycetaceae. The transcript has a single exon. Gene Ontology annotation, biological process: endoplasmic reticulum inheritance.
AUGUCAAUAGAGAGAAGAAUAAUACAGUUCAUAAGAGCCCUCCUAUCUACCCUAUAUCUUGUCCUAAUGAUUUUAACCAUUCCAUUGGCUUUCGAUAUAGGGGGAGUAAAAUGUGGUUUAGCAUAUUCUUUAACUACAUUCUUAGUAUAUUUUGUUUUAACAACAAUACGAUUAACUACCAGAAAAUCAAAAUAUUUGAGAUGGGUAUCAAUCUUAUAUUAUUUACAACAUUUCUUUAUCCCAAGUUUAUUAACUUUCUUUUUAUCAUAUUAUAGUACUCCUCAUGAUCCAAUUAUGAAUUAUAUUAAUCCAGUUGAAAUUUGGAGAUUAAUCUUAAUCAAUUCAACUCCAGUAUUCACCAUAUUAGAAGGGUUUUGUUCAUUAUUAUUAAUUCAAGCCAUUGGUCAAACUAUAAAUUGGUUAACCGUUUAUAAAUCAGAUUCUUGGUUAAUUGUUUCAUUGGUUGGUAGUGGAUCUAUUAUUACAGCCGCAUUAUAUUUCUUAUACAGAAUUUAUGUGUUCCCAUUCACUAUUGAUAUUAUAAGUGCAUCUUUAUUAGGAUCAUUAUUAACUUUAACCCUUGGGUUAGGAUUAUUUGGAAUUGUAUCUUCAAAAGGCUCCAUCAUUGAAAGUUCAUUAAUGUUUGCUUAUAUUGUUAGAUGUAUUUAUGAAAUUUUCCCAAUCUUAUCAGAAGGAGCAACAGCCACAUUAACUUCAUUAUUAACUCAUGCAACAAAUAAUUUAAAAAAUGAAAUUCCAAAAUUACCUCCUCAAAUUUUAAAUCCUAUAAGUCAAUUAUUACCAUUCUUAGCAUCAAAUUUACCAAUUUCUAUCAAGACCAUUUGGGAAUUUUUAAUUAUGGCUAUUCAAAGAUUAACUUUACCAUUAUUAUUAAAUUUAGCUUAUAGAAUUGGAGUAUUUUAUGCUGCUACAAAGAUUAUCCCUUCAUUAUAUAAUAAUGUAUCAUAUCCUACCACUCCACCACCAUCAAGAACUCCACCUCAAUUAACCACAUCUCGUUCGGCUUCACAUACAUCAGUAUCAUCAAUACCGUCGAAUGAUAAAUCCAAUAAUAAUACCGAUCAUAUUUCAUCUGGUGAUAUUGGAUCAAAUGAUUCAUCCGAUAAGAACAUCACUCCAUCAUCAUCAUCUAUAUCAUCUCAAAGCCUUUUACGAAAGAAAUCUUUCCGUCUUAAACCUCCUCAUCAUCAACCACCUUCAGUAAUCAUUAAAUUAAUCUAUGCAUAUUCCCCAUGUAUUAUAAUCGCAGUAUACACACAUUUAAUGUUAUCAUAUAAUGGAGAAUUAGGAACUGAAUUAAAAUUAUGGGGAUUUUUCGAUAAUGCAUCCACCUCAUUUAAAAUUACAGUUCAUCCUUGGCAGUUUUGGCAUUGGAUUAAUAUGGCUACUACUUUAUUAUUAUAUGCUGCUGAAUUAAUGAGUAAUGAUAGUCAAUCGGGUGCUGCUACUUUAACUUCACAUUGGAAAGUUGAAUAA